Molecule: messenger RNA, 1477 nt
Organism: Daphnia carinata
Lineage: Eukaryota; Metazoa; Arthropoda; Branchiopoda; Diplostraca; Daphniidae
Product: EF-hand domain-containing protein 1-like
Exons: 9
Coding region: 198-1388 (396 amino acids)
Biological process (GO): mitotic cytokinesis; cilium-dependent cell motility; mitotic spindle organization
Cellular component (GO): axoneme; mitotic spindle
Molecular function (GO): alpha-tubulin binding
Source: RefSeq, a predicted model, not a curated record
GGUUGUCCUGGACACGUCCUAACAUUUUGGCUACACACAUCAGUUGGCUGGACAAGUCAUCCGGAGAAAGUUUCUCUCUCUCCUGUCUCUCUCUGUUGUUUUACAGUUUGUUGGGUUUUUAAAAAUUGAGAGAGAGAGAGAGAGAAACCUUUCGUUCGUCUGUGUGUGCAGUUCACAACGGCUCGAAAAAUCACGUGAUGUUGCCGGGAAUUGGGCAAAAAGCGAUCAAGUCCAACUAUCGGAAAUGUCAAACGCUUCACUUCCACGACGGAGUUCCUCUACCCAAGGGGAACUGUUAUUCGUCAACUUCCGGGAACUUGAACUCAAUAUCGUCCCAAGCAGACUACGACUUGCAUCGAUUCCGUCCGCCUCAGCUAGUCGCUUCCAGAUCGGCGGUUCAUUUCGAACGAGAUUCGAAACAUAUGGAUCGUGAACUAGCCGGUUUGUCACCGCCCAUCUAUCCGCCCUACAAAGCGGAUUCGAGCCGACCUUUCGUGCCGAAGAGCGUCCUCUAUGACCGACUGACACUGCGCUUCGAUGGAUUCUACGUCGAGGAUUCAGUAGCCUGGGGCUAUUCCUGCAGGACCGUCCACCCGGUCAAGUUGUGCUACUACCUCGAAGACGACACCAUCUCCGUUCACGAGCCUGUCACUCCGAAUUCCGGGCGUCCGCAAGGGAAACUCGUCUGCCGUCACAAGGUUCAAAAGUCCGGUCACGAAGAGGAAAACCCACAAUUCUGGCACUGGAAGGAUUUGAAUGUGGCAUCCGACGUCGAUAUUUUUGGACGUCGAUUCCGACUGACUAACUGCAACCAAUGGACAAGAGAAUUCCUUAUGAGCGCUGGGAUAGAAGUAAACGCUCCGGAAGAUGUGCCGGAAUCCAAUCCGCCUUUGAAAAAGAACGAAGCAGCUUCGAGAUCUCGUUCUGCACCGCAACCUCGUUGCCAUCCGUUGAAAAAGUUCCUAGAACACGACGGCCAAAUUCUCAGAUUUGGUUGCAUCUGGGACCGGCGCGCAGAAGAGGGCGUAUCGGUGGAUGAACGGAUGAAACCGUACGUUUUGCGGUACUUCCUGGUCGACGACACGAUCCAGAUUACUGAUGCGGAAUUCGAGAGCAAUCAGAAACGAGGAUUGUACUGUUCGAACCGAGCCCAGGAAGCGGUUCUCUUGCGACGUCAGAGAUUACCCAAAGAACCACGGCCGGUCAUGACUUCACCGGCGGAUGCAGCCGAUUUAACCUUCUACGACCCGCAGGAUUUGAUUUUAGGCAAUAUCAUUUCCGUUCACGGAAGAAGGUUCGUAUUGGUGGAGACGGGAGACGAAUUCACGCGUUCUUUCUAUCGUAACACUUUGGACGUUGUGGAUUUCACUCCUGUAGAACUCGACUAAGAAAAAAAUAAUAAUAAGCUAGACUUUUAAUUAUUUUGUGUAACAUCUUUUUUGUGCAUUGAUUUUUUGUUACUUUUUGAAGUUUUGUU